AUGACUUCUUUACUGGACAGUACCGCACAUUUCAGUGAUCGUUGUGCGCGCUUGGGUUUGACAGUUGGCUUUGUUGCUGCAUUAGGAGCUGCAGGUGUUGAUUCCUUGUCACGUCUUGCUUUUAUUGUAGGGCAACCAGGUCAGCCUAUUCAGAAUCAGGAUGUGGAUGAUUUCAUUCAGAGAUCCUUGGGCAGGGCUGGAACGAUUGCUGAGGCCAGUUCACUGAAACGGUUGACAUUUGAGGCUCAUACUUAUUUAGUUGCCACCUUGCGGCAACAGGUAGAUCAUUCAGAGGAUUCUCAGCCCCGUAGGGUGGCAUUUGCAGAGCGCACUCAGCGCAUGGAAGCUUUGCGAGCUGAGCUUCGAGGCAUUGACAUCAGGGGUGAACUGGAGCCGGCCCACGGCUUAUUGGACAAGACUUGCAAGAUGUUUGAUGACAACACCAUUAGGUGGCUGGAACCAUCGACGUGCAUUUCACGAAGCAUGGAAGUGCAAGGUGCAACAAAAGCUCGAGAACUUACGCUGGAGAAAGGUGCUUUGAUUCUUAAAAGUGAUGACAAGCAGACGUGCUCAACUGACUCUGAGAUAAAGUUGCACUACGCAUUUACACGUAGGGCGGUGGCAUUGGCCUUUGCAAGGAUCAUGACCUUUCAGCAGCACAGCGCUUGGGAGACUUUUCUCUUCGAAAGCUUGCACCGUGAGGUACCACCGGGCUACACAAAGGCAAGCCUAGCUCAGGUGGUCAGUUGUGACAAGGCCGCAUGGUCGAGAUUGGCGACAUUGAAUUGCCAGGUUCGAGAAGAUGCCAACGGAAAUUUCCCUCUUGGAGAGGGGUGCUACAAAUGGAUUUGGUUUGUGAUCGGAAGCACCAGCACACUGGCUGGGGUUUUACAACUGAUGCAGCUGGGCGUAAAAUUUGGGCUACGUCGACAGCCAAGAGGCGCCAAACUUCCUCCCAUGCUGCCCGCUUUUCAGCAGUCUGCAGUCUUCUUUGCAGAGGGCCCUUCUCAAAUCCCAUGUUCUUUGAUGGCAAAGCUCACCACUGAUAUCACCUUGCGUACGGAUACAUGCGUUGUCUUUGGAGCGGACAAGAAGCAUACAAUCAUUUAUGAGUUGGAACUUUGCGCGGCAGUGCUGGCUUUGGAUUUUUGGGCCAGUGUUAUGCAAGGUGGCCUACAAGUUUGCUUUGGAGACAAUGAUGGAGUGAGAUUUUCUUUGAUACGUGGCACUGGAGCGAGUUUUGUGGCUUCGUGGUUGAUGGAAUAUCAUCUAAACCAGGAAGCUGACAACAACCUUUGUCUUUGGUUUGCUCGAGUUCCUACAGAAGCUAAUAUCAGCGACUUUCCUUCUAGGGGAGCUUACCACCCUAUGUUGACUGGACGUUGUGAUCAAUCUGUGGAAGCUUCAGCUUGCUUUGAGCUGUUGAAAUGCAAGUUCGUGGCUGGCAAUGCUCAAUAG
Molecule: messenger RNA, 1458 nt
Organism: Cladocopium goreaui
Lineage: Eukaryota; Dinophyceae; Suessiales; Symbiodiniaceae
Source: the annotation of a GenBank genome assembly